Molecule: messenger RNA, 2247 nt
Organism: Durusdinium trenchii
Lineage: Eukaryota; Dinophyceae; Suessiales; Symbiodiniaceae
Source: the annotation of a GenBank genome assembly
UUCAGGUGUUCAAGUUGUUGUUUGAGGGCCUUUCACUUCUACCGAGCAUGGCCGCGCUUGAGGAGUCGAGGACCUGUGCCAACAUGGAAGCAUUGCUGGACAGUUUGCUGCAAAGCGAACCGGAUCUUGGAGAUCCUUUGGGAUACAGGCUUGCAUGGGGUAAGCUCAAGGUAGAUCAGUAUCCGAUCAUGACGACAAAGCAAGUGGAUGCCUUUCGCAGAGAUGGGGCUGUCUUGCUGAGCUUUGGUGAAUCCAGAAUCAUUCAGGAUGACACGCUGAGGGUCACUCCCUCAACCAGACAAACCGGCAACGUGGGCCUAAACACAGUGGCAGAUUACAUGCUACUUGCUGUUGCGAAGCAAGUGGUCCAGCUGAUGCCAGCUGUGGUAUGUGACGUGCAAAGCUUUGAAGAACUCUAUGAUGGUCGGCUCAUUACGGACAUUCUUCCGGAAGCCAAACACACCACCUACGAUGGAAGCAUCCGCGAGAGGGACCACACGAGAGUCAAGGAAGACGCGAUGCGUUUGCAUGUCGAUGAUUGUGACCACCUCUUGCGAGCUCCAGUUCAGCUCCUGUUGGGCAUCAAGAAUGUGAAGGGAACGGCCACCACAGUGGCGCUGACGCCACCAGAUGCGGACCUGCACAAGGAGGGUAUAGACCCUGAGAUCCUUCGCAGCAACAGUUACAAGCACAAGCCACCGAAUAUCCUCUCAGUCGAUGAGGAUGACAUUCCGCUGCGACCUGUGCUGUACGGCACAUCCGAUGCCCCCCAAAUCCAGGCAGAUUGGAAAUCGACGAGUGCGAUUAGCGACCAAGCGCUGGAAGCCUGGAAGUCUCUACAUGGACUACUACAGAGGCAGCAACAUGUGCCGGCAGCAAUCAGUUACGAUUAAUCACUUUUUUGGGGGAGGUUAUCGCUAUUGGGUUGGAGGCCAUUGCUCUCAGGUUGGAGGCCAUUGCUAUUGGUAACUCAAAAAGUUUUGUUUGAUUUAAUUGUUCUCGGUCUAUUUUGCCACAGAAACAAGUUUUGAGGAAAACUGGCCGGCUCACAAGAGUCCAGCUGGAUUUCUAGGUGCGCAGGGCCAAAACGUAAGUCUUGUCACUAGGACCAACGAAACGAUGGCCUCCAACUAAUGCGAUUCCUUAUUUGCACAUGUCUUUUCGUUCUUUGGACCUGCGCCCUUCUCAGGCGAAUUUGCACUUGGCCCAGGUGACAUCCUUGUUGCUUGGACGCGCCUGACAAGCAAACCCCAAGGCAUGAAGGCAUUGUGCCGGCUGUUGGUCCAUAAUCUGUGGUCCAUUCGCUAAUUCAAAAUGUCAUGAGUAUGUUCCUGAUAAGACCCAGACUUACUUUCCGAACAUUCAGAUGUUGAGCACAUUGUGUUUCAACCUCCCAAUGCUAGUAAGCCCUCAGAGUGCAACAGGUCAAGCGCAAGCUCAAAGAAUUCACCACAUCAAAUUCGAAGUCGGGGCUAGGUCUACCCGGUAGUCCACUCCCGUCAACGGACGUUGGUGACUGGACGACCCCUCCGAAGACCCCCGUAAAUCUUCCCGCUCUUGGAGUUGUUUGUUCUGUCCUAGGUCAGGGUUUUGGAGUGCACUCUUUGUGGCAUACACACGAUGUUGAAAAGAACAAGGUACGAAAGAAACGCCAUGCGUAAAGACCAGGGCCUACCUUAAAGACGCUCUUGGAAAGCCCAUGUGCGUAUUGCCUUCGGAUGACGUUUGCCUUCAGACCUUUCUGUUCUUGAACCUUUUGGAGAAACACAGUGCGGAGUGCGGAACGUGCUUCUUGUUACUAGCAGCUAGCUUGUUCCUAGUAGCGAUGCCGGGAGCCCCUAGUAGCUUCUUGUUACUACUAGUAAGGCACUUGUUACUAGUAGCGAUGCACUUGUUACUACUAGCUUUCGGUCACUUCGUCGUGUGCUUUCGCUUUGAGGUCCUGGACAAUUACCGAACACUUCACGGCCGUGGCGCCCUUGAGCCUGUGUGCGGCUUGGAGCAUCGCCGUUGGGUCAAGCGACUUUGGCUCUCUGGCACGAACCAGGAAGAGGAACUGCAACAUUGCAAAGCUUCGCAAGAACAACCUCGUGUGUUUUGCCGCCGCAAGGCUUAUUGGAGCGGGAAAAGUAGGUGUCACCCUUGCUCUUCAACCUAAGAGCGAUGGCCUCCAACCUCUACUAGAGCGUGGCAAAUAAGUCGCUGACUUUUUACUGACUUCUGUGCCCAGAAAAAUGGCAACGACAC